Molecule: messenger RNA, 711 nt
Organism: Emiliania huxleyi CCMP1516
Lineage: Eukaryota; Haptophyta; Isochrysidales; Noelaerhabdaceae
Exons: 3
Coding region: 1-711 (236 amino acids)
Source: RefSeq, a predicted model, not a curated record
AUGCGCCCCCGGGGAAGCACCGAGACGGACGUUGCCUCAGAGGCGACCCUGCUCGCUGUGGCCAAGGCCAUCGCCUCAAGGGUCGGGCUCUGCGAGCUCAAUGCCGACACACAUCUGGGAUGCGCCUUCAUCUUUGAUUUGGUGCCCGCGUCUUGUUGCACGUGCGGCACCUGCAGCUGGGCGCGAGUGCGGGCAGCACACACGGAGCUGGAGCUCUGCGCAGAAAUCGCGGCACUGCUCGCUGCAACUUCAAUGGCGCUGUCGCUCGAGGACCCUGUUCUGGUCCUGGCUCUGGCGCUGGUCGAGCGCAUGCAGCACCUCCUGGAGUGCGCCACCGUGCGGCCGAUUGUCCUCACCGCCCUGGCGAUCGCGGCCAAGGAGUGGUACGAUGACGAGGUGACGCUGGACGAGUUCCGAGAGGCGCUGCCUCACCUGCGCCUCUGCCGCCUGCAUGAAAUGGAGAGCGAGGUGCUCAAGAUCCUCGACUACGACGUGCUGCUCGUCGACACGACGUGGGGGCAGCUCAACGCCGAGCUGGUGUCGGUCGCCGACGUGCAGCCCCCCUUCCUGCAGAGCCUCCGUGCAGGCUACGGCAACGUGCUCGACGCAAUAGCCGGCGCCUGCGACGUGCAGACAGCCGACCCGGUCGGGGAAGUUCCGCGAAAAACAAUGCCCUCCCUCUCCUCGCCGCCGCGGCGCGCGGCCAAGUGA